Molecule: messenger RNA, 1308 nt
Organism: Saccharomyces mikatae IFO 1815
Lineage: Eukaryota; Fungi; Ascomycota; Saccharomycetes; Saccharomycetales; Saccharomycetaceae
Gene: KIN3
Product: serine/threonine protein kinase KIN3
Exons: 1
Coding region: 1-1308 (435 amino acids)
Biological process (GO): protein phosphorylation; chromosome segregation
Cellular component (GO): nucleus; centrosome; cytoplasm
Molecular function (GO): protein kinase activity; ATP binding
Source: RefSeq, a predicted model, not a curated record
AUGCAUAGACGACAGUUUUUCCAGGAAUACCAUAGUCCCCAACAGCAGCAAGGACACCCACCAAGAUCGGAAUACCAAGUUCUCGAAGAAAUCGGGAGAGGUUCAUUUGGUUCAGUACGAAAAGUUAUCCAUAUUCCUACCAAGAAACUCUUGGUUAGAAAGGAUAUCAAAUAUGGGCAUAUGAACAGUAAAGAAAGACAACAACUGAUCGCCGAAUGCAGCAUUCUGUCACAAUUGAAGCAUGAAAAUAUAGUAGAAUUUUAUAAUUGGGACUUCGAUGAACAAAAAGAGGUUCUAUACCUUUAUAUGGAGUACUGUUCCCGAGGUGAUUUAUCUCAAAUGAUUAAGCACUAUAAACAGGAACAUAAAUAUAUACCAGAAAAGAUCGUAUGGGGUAUCUUGGCUCAGUUAUUGACAGCACUCUAUAAAUGCCAUUAUGGUGUCGAAUUGCCAACUUUGACGACAAUUUAUGAUCGAAUGAAACCUCCAGUAAAGGGGAAAAACAUUGUUAUUCACCGUGAUCUAAAACCAGGUAAUAUAUUUUUGAGCUAUGAUGACAGUGAUAACAGUUUCAAUGAAGAAGUAGAGGGCCACGAUGAAAUAAAUAAUAACUAUUACAGAGACCGUAGAGUUAAUUCGAGUAAAAAGGGAAGCUCCAUGGACUAUAGUCAAGUUGUGGUUAAGUUAGGUGAUUUUGGGUUGGCUAAGUCUCUCGAAACUAGUAUUCAAUUUGCGACUACGUACGUGGGUACACCAUACUACAUGUCACCUGAAGUGUUGAUGGACCAGCCAUACUCGCCUCUAUCUGACAUCUGGUCAUUGGGUUGUGUUAUUUUUGAGAUGUGUUCAUUACAUCCUCCAUUCCAGGCAAAAAAUUAUCUAGAAUUACAAACCAAAAUUAAAAACGGGAAAUGCGACACUGUUCCUGAGUACUACUCUAGGGGGCUUAAUGCCAUAAUACAUUCAAUGAUAGAUGUAAAUUUGAGGACCAGACCUUCAACUUUUGAAUUGUUGCAAGAUAUUCAAAUACGAACCGCAAGGAAGUCGUUGCAAUUAGAAAGAUUCGAAAGAAAACUACUGGACUAUGAAAAUGAACUGACGAACAUCGAAAAAAUCCUAGAGAAGCAAGCUAUUGAAUAUGAAAGAGAACUGAGUCAACUGAAGGAGCAAUUUACACAGGCUGUAGAGGAAAGGGCGAGAGAAGUAGUCAGUGGUAAGAAAAUUGGUAAAGUUCCAGAAUCUAUUAACGGAUAUUAUAGUAAAAAAUUUGUCAAACCCGCAUACCACUGGCAAACAAGAUACCGAUAA